Messenger RNA from Aureobasidium melanogenum CBS 110374, 1368 nucleotides. RefSeq lists its product as uncharacterized. The transcript has a single exon. NCBI's taxonomy places the organism in Eukaryota, Fungi, Ascomycota, Dothideomycetes, Dothideales, Saccotheciaceae. The record is from RefSeq and is a predicted model, not a curated record. The coding region runs from base 1 to 1368 and encodes 455 amino acids.
AUGGUCAACCUACCAUUGGGCUAUACCAACAUCCACAAGUAUGCCCAGGAUGUCAUAGCAUUUAUGCACGAGCCGCUCUCGGUCCAGAUCACAGGAGGGAUCCAUGUGAAUGAUGCUUUCAUCUACGAUGCUUGGAAGAAACUACCUAGCGAAUGGACGACAUGGUGGGAAUCGUUACCCAGCCCUCAAGAUGCACAAAAAGAUCUCAUCAACAGUCUUCGCAUAGAGCCAGAAGCUAGACGUCAUGAUCUACAUGGUCGGCCAGACAGCAUAUCACGAUGGCUAGAACGUAUACGCAACCUGAGUCUCAAUCGUGAGCAGUUGGUCUUGUCUGAAGACAUUCCACAUGUUGAAGUGCCGGAUAUUCUAGCCAGUCGUAUGGUCACGAAGAAGUUGGCAGAAGUACGUGCGGGCGCCAGAUACAUCAAUCACAUCUGUAAAACACGCAAUAUCACUCGCGUCGUUGACAUCGGUAGUGGUCAAGGCUAUCUUUCCUUGACAUUAGCAGCAGUCUGUGGCUUGAGAGUUCUCGCCAUUGAUGGCAGUGAGAAGCAGAUCCAAGGUUCAAGGACAGCAGCUCAGCAAGCUGGACUCGUUGAAAACGACAAUGUUACUCAUCUCACUCGAUUUGUUACGGGCACAGACGGACUAGGAAAAGAAAUAGCGCUGUGGGCUCGAGGCGAGAGGUGCCUGCUCACUGGGCUCCACGCCUGCGGCUCGCUCUCUGAACAUAUGAUCCGUCUCUCUACCACGGUUUCAUGCAUAACCCACCUCGCAGUUGUUGGAUGCUGCUAUAAUCACAUCAAUCCUGCUUCAACCGAAAACCCUAAAGGCUUCCCAAUCUCCUCCUUCAUGCGCACAAACGAACUUAACCUCUCCACUUCGGCUUUGAUCACAGGAUGUCAAGCUCCUACAAACUGGAUCCACAACCCGGACUCUAUUUUCGCACGAAAGCAUUGGUACCGUGCGGUCCUAGAAAAAUUGCUUCACGACAAGAAGCUAGUUCAAGAGGGCAACCAACGACCAGUUUGGGGAAUUAGAAAUGGCGACUUGAAGAGCUUCACUGCAUAUACUUCACGUGCUUUGUCGUCUUUGAAGCUGAAGAUUGGUAAAGAUGUCACCGAGCAAGAGAUUGCAGAGUAUGAAGAGAGGUACAAGCACAGAGUGGCAGAGACGGCAGUCUUGUGGACUUUGUCAGUGUUGUUGUGUAGAGUUGUCGAAUCAGUCAUUGCUUUGGAUAGACUGUUCUACUUACAAGAAGCUGGCAUGGAGGAAGUAGAUGUGUUGCCGAUUUUUGAUUACAAGGAGAGUCCGAGGAACCUGAUGAUCGUGGCUUCUAAGAAGGAGUCAAAUGGUACAGGAAGGUAA